AUAUCUGAACGCAGUCUCAGUGCUCAGUCUUCUCAUUGCUACCGGCACCCGGCAUAUUCCUAUUUUCCAUAAUUCUAUACAUUUCCCGCUAUUAAUCUACAUAUUAGAUGCUACCGAACAGCUGAUAGUACAACGUACAUUUUGAACUCAGAUUAGGAGUCACGAUAUCUUAAGAAAUAUUUAUGAAAUAAGAGAAGAGAAAGAAUUAUACGCACGUCCUUCCUUUCUAUUAGAUUAUUUUUCAAUCUGUAAGAUGAAAACGAAUACUAGCAGUGAAACGAUUGUAACUUCUGAGGAUAAGAGUAGGAAAUCUUUACAUGAAUUACAACCAUCGGCUAUUAAUAAAGAAACUUUAGUUGGUGCUGAUAGGAUGAUCAAUUCUACUGAACAAUCGAAAAAAGCAAAACCAAAAAGGACUAUAUCUCAUGCAACAAAAAAUAGUUCUAAACACAAGAAUAUAAAAACCAAGGACAAGGCUGUCCAAACUGUACAAGAGGAAAAAGUACAGAUUGAGGCUGAGGAUUUAAUAUCUACAGAUGCAGCUGGCCCAAGCAAAAACUAUUGGCAAGUUAUAGCUGAAAAACGACGAGUAGCCCUUAAAAAUGCUUUAGAGGAAAAUAAGGAACUUGUACAAUGUAUUGAAAAGUUAGAAGAAGAAAAGCGUAUCUAUAAAGAGAUGUUAGAUGAGACAAGAACAUAUGCUGAAGUGCUACAGGAGAUGAUUGGAAAUGAUAAAAAUGGCAUAAAUAAUUUACUAGAAGAUAGUAUUGGGGAUGAUAGAAAUGGCAUAAAUAAUUCACUAGAAGAUAGUAUUCUUUAAUAUAUAUAUAUAAAUUUGUUUUUUAUAAGAAAAUAAAAAAAAAGAAUAAUAUAAAAAAUUAGUAAACUUUUUGCACAC
Camponotus floridanus (Florida carpenter ant) is the source of this 898-nucleotide messenger RNA. RefSeq names its product geminin. Gene Ontology annotation, biological process: regulation of DNA replication. NCBI's taxonomy places the organism in Eukaryota, Metazoa, Arthropoda, Insecta, Hymenoptera, Formicidae. The record is from RefSeq and is a predicted model, not a curated record. The transcript is spliced from 6 exons. The coding region runs from base 254 to 820 and encodes 188 amino acids.